Molecule: messenger RNA, 530 nt
Organism: Bombyx mori (domestic silkworm)
Lineage: Eukaryota; Metazoa; Arthropoda; Insecta; Lepidoptera; Bombycidae
Gene: RpL28
Product: ribosomal protein L28
Exons: 1
Coding region: 79-498 (139 amino acids)
Biological process (GO): translation
Cellular component (GO): ribosome; cytosolic large ribosomal subunit
Molecular function (GO): structural constituent of ribosome
Source: RefSeq, marked provisional
UUCGUUCGCAUCCUUUUUGUCUACGCACACAUUGUGAGCACGUUGUGUUUGGUGUAGAAAUAGGUUUAAACCGUAAAAAUGUCGUCGUCACUGAACUGGAUGAUCAUCCGCAACAACAAUGCAUUCCUUGUGAAGAAGCGCAAUAUCAAAAAGCCGUUCAGCAAGGAGCCGAACAAUGUGACUAACCUCCACUCCUUCAGGUACAACGGCUUGAUUCACAAGAAAGCUGUUGGUGUCGUGGAGAACCCUGACAGGAAGGGAUUCACAGUAGUGUACAAGAAAGCAAAGGCUACCAGAAAGCCCGCUAAAAACUUAAUCCGCCGUCCAUUCAAGGCUGGUGCCAGGAGGUCACUGUACAAAGUGAAGAGGUUGUUAAAGGCUAACCACUACCGCACAGACUUAUGCAAGGCUACCCUUCGUCGUGCUUCAGCCAUCCUCCGCUCCCAGAGGCCCAUUAAAGCAAAAAAGGCUAAGACAGCCGCAACCAAGUCGGAAUAAUUUGUAAGCGCUUAAUAAAUUUCUAAAAACCA